UUAAAGAAAAGUGAUUUUCCGGUGAAUUCAACUACUUCACGCUGCCAUUGAUUGCAGCAGCAGCAACAGCAGAACAACAACACAUCCAUCAGCAUCAACAUCAAAAACCACCAGCCACAAUUGCAUCUUGAAACCUUAAUAUCGUAUUCCAUGGAUAACAGCAGCUACUUUGAAUACAACGGAUUUUCAUUUCAUUUCACAGAAAACAUUUUAGAAAAUGGAAAUGGAAACAAAAUUAGAUUCACGACAAGGACAAUUUCCGGCCUCAUUUCCGGACACCUUUAAGAAUUUCUUUGCCAUGAUGAAUGAGGAUGAAGACCACAUGGAUUUGUUCUCCAAUCUAUUGGAAGAUAAGGUAAUACCGAGAACAACAAAAUUCCCACAACGACGCUAUGGCGGAAGUUUGCGCUGUACAACAAAUCCCCAUCGCCAGGGUUUCGAUGGUCGUGACGAGUGCCGAGAUGCCAGCUCCAGUGGGGGCAUCUCAUCCGGCGGCGGUGGUGGUCACAAUGUUGGACGUUCGAACUCAUUUCGUUUCAAUAGACCACGAAAUUCAUUUACCUCAGCGUCCAGUUCGGGUUUGAACAGUUUGGGAAUGGGUGGAGGUGGUGGCAGCAUACCCGAUCAACGUCACAUGGGCGGUGCCAAUAUCCACACAUCCAAACUGAGCGGUGGCAGCAGUGGUAAUUUGCUGUGUAAACACAUCAAAUAUUGUUGCCUGCACCAGCAGCAGCAUGCCCAUCCGCCACAGCAGAAGAAUUUGCCGCCACACUCGAGCAAUUGCAUGGCCCAGCAGCAGCAGCAAUUGUUUCAGCAACAACAACAGCAUCACCAACAGCAGCCUUCAAUACAUUUUGGACAACAGAAAUCAUAUCAUCAUCAGCAGCAACAGCAGCAACACGACUACAGCUCAAGCAACAGUAAUCCAGUGACAAAUACGGCUAAUAAUACCGGCAGUGGGUUGGGAGGAGCUGGUAUCGGUGUUGGCAUGGCCCAUGCAACCUCAUCGACCCGUUUGGGUCCCGAUGGUGAGGACAACACAAGUGGUCCUCUCAAUAAUGGAGUCUCCAAUUGUUUGGGUAAUGGCCAACAUUCACAACAAUCCUCUAAACAACAACAGCAACAACCACAGAAACGUCAUUCAAUUAUUUUGGAACGUGCUUUCGACUUUGAUGCGAGCUGUGAUGAAAGUGACACAAUCAGUACCACCUCAUCGACACCGACCACGGCAAAUGUUCCAUACAAUGUGCUAAAGCCCAUCUUAAAACAACCGCAACAGAGUCAACAUCAGGUGGUGACAGGGGCGACAGUACCCUCGUCGACGACGACGGCCAGUCAUCAGGUUAUUGUACAGCAGUCGACCACAACAACGAUACAGCCGAAAUCUAUUUUAAAGGACAACAGUCAACAACAUCAUCUGCAGCAGCAGCAGCAACAACAACAGCAACAAAUGCAAAUACAACAUCAACAUCGAAGUUUGCCACAACCACCGAAAAAUGCUGGUCCCGGAGCAUUUCACACCAAAGAAACGGCCCUGCAACGAAUUCAACAGCAAAGUGGUCUGCUGCAAGGCAGUCGCACGAAUCUGGCAAAUUUGGGAGCAGCAAAUCCUUUGGGGCACACCAAUCAUCAUUACAAUGCCUCAGCGUAUGGGGCUGGUGUGUUUGGAGGAGGUGGCGGUGGUGUUGGUGGUAUGGGCAUGGGUGUGGGACCACGUAGUUGUAGUACUUUCAAUAUAACCAGUAUUGGUAACAACAAUGCCAGUGGAGCUGGUACAGGUGGCGGUAGUGGUUUCAAUUCAAUGACAUCCAACAAUAAUAACGGAACAUUUGCCAGCGGUUCCGGCUACAUGGAUUUGCAUUCACCCUCCCAUCAUGGCUUUGGCAGUGGGAAAUUGAGCGAAACUCUGCUGAACACGCAUACGAAUAGUUUAAGCACCUCGUCGACCCGCACAAAUCUCCAAUCGAUACGAACCCAAAAAUCACCGAUUUUAAAUCGAAGACGUUCUUCGUCGAUUGUGGCGAAUUUGUUAACGGCUGAUUUUAGUUAUAAUCGUAAUGCGGCGAAUUCAUCUUCUGCUGCGUCGGGAGCGGCCGCUGCUGCUGCGGUGGGUGGUGGCCAACAACAGCAGCCAAUUAUCCAAUCGCAGGCUAACAAUGUGGCCAGCAGUAAUAAUGAUGCUACGAAUAUUUCAUCGCUGUCGCACAGUAAUACGAGAGAUCGCAUUGCCCUGGUCAAAUCGCCGGUGACUCAUAGUAAACCUGCUCGCAUGAAUUUGAUACCCGUUGACAGCGGUGGUGUUCUGACAUUUCAGCAGGCCAUGUCUGGAGCUGUUUCGCCGCAGUACUCGGCCACAUCACCGCUGUACGGACGUGGUGAUGGUGGCAUGGGCAUCGCCUGUGGCACCAACAACAGUCAUUUAACGUCCUCAACAGUUGGCGGAGCGGGGCCGGCUGGUGGUGCAGCAGACGGGCGGGGAGGUCCAACGACAUCAGAACUUGACAUGCUACUUGAGGAUACUACAUCAACUGUCUCUCCUACAUCUACGAUUUGCUGUAAUGGCGGCGUGGGCCCACCACCCAAUGGACCUUUUCUGGCCGACACCCCCACCGACAUGGAAUGCAACGGCCUGAGACACAGGAAUGACCAUCGUCAUGACAUGUUUAAUGCAACAACGAACUCGGCAAACGAUGCAGGUAGAGGAGGUGGUGGCUGUUGCCUUGACGAUUUGGACUCACCCACAGCCAUACCGCAUGAACGCAUUGCCGGUGUCGGCUCGAGCCUGGUGCAUGGCGGCAGUUCGGCAACGAUAGCCCAAUUGGGUAAUAAGCAAAGGCAACGUAUGCGCACCUCAAGUAUGCCAGCUGAAAGUAGAAAGCCCCGCUUAGCCGACACCAGACGCCAGGCCAUACAUUGUGCCGACUUGGAUUUGGAAUAUUAUCGACUGCGUAGUUUUAGCAUAACAUCACAUGGUGUCUGUAAUUUAGGUGAUUCUCUGAGAAGUCGUCGCUCGAGGUCAAUAAACUCUGUCACAUCAACGGGAACAUCAAAUAGUGGUAAAGAUCGACAUAAUAGCAAUGCUUCGCGCGCCUCGGCUGAUAUUAUAUUCGAAAGUGAUAAAAUCGUAACAGCAACUAGUGGUGUCAUUGGCAGUGGGCCAGGUGGUAUCGGCGGCAAGGCACAAAUACCCGUCUAUAAAAUUGCCAUGCUGGGAGCAUCCGGUGUGGGUAAAACAACGUUAACGUAUCAAUUUACAACAUCCGAUUAUAUUUGCGCCUAUGAUUUGAGUUUGGAUGAUGAUUAUGGCCAGAAGACUGUCUCUGUUUUGGUGGAUGGUAUUGAAACAGACUUGGAAAUAAUAGAUCAUCCAGCGUGUGAAAUGUCGGCCGAGGCCUUUUGUUCCACCUACAACAUUGACUUGUUUGUUGUUGUUUAUUCGGUGGUGGACCGCAAUUCAUUUAAACAAGCCGAAAGGAUAUUACAGUAUCUCAAGGAGAAUGAAAUGCUGUUAACCAGAGGUGCCAUACUGGUGGGCAAUAAGACUGAUUUGGAGCGACAUCGAGAGGUGAAUCGGCAGAUGGGUCGCAAAGUGGCCAAGGAUAUUGCCUGCAAAUUCAUUGAAACCUCCUCGGGGCUGGAUCACAACGUUGACGAGCUGCUGGUAGGCAUUGUGGCCCAAGUGAAAUUAAAUCCCCAGCGUUUGCGUAAUCUCAGUGAAAAAGAUCGCCAGCGGCUAAAUCUACAAAAUGCAAUUCAGAAACAUCGACGCCUCUAUGCCCCGCCACGAAGGAUGGUCAGGCAAAUGUCUAUGUGUCAGGCCGAGGAUGAAGAUGAGGAUACGGGCCAAGAUGAAAAUCAAUCGAAUAACAUUAUGGGUGACGAAGGCAUCGGUACGGGAAGUGAAAGGACGGCAAGUACAAGCCUUUCAUCGGCCAGUACCACAAAAACAGGCCCAGUGAGGAAACCCAAUAAACGCACCCUAAAUUUGGAGAGCAUCUUGAAAAUGGGUGAAAGUGAACUGGAGGAUGAGGAGGAGGCACAACGUAUGGCAGCAUCAGCGAAUUAUGGUUAUCCAAAGCCGUUAAGUAAAUUUGAGCUGCUAACUGGAGGCGGGGGAGCGGGUAUGGGCAAUAAAUCGGGUAAUGUACGCACACCUUUCGGCAGUGUCAAUUCAUCGCCGAAAUCUCGUAAAUCAUAUGACAGCAGUUCGGGUAUUGGAAGCUCCAAGGGCAUGAGUCAUGAUACGGCCCAACAUUAUGGCGAAACACAGGCGGAGGAUUCAUUGCUCAACGAUUGUAAUCGCAAAACGGUUUCAAAACUCACCAGCCGAACCAAGGUGUUUUUGUCGUCCGUACUGCGCUUCAAGAAGGCCAUCAAUGUGGCCAAGCGACGCAACUCGUCCAGUUGUAGUGAUUUGUUUGUUAUUUAAGAGGAAAUGAAAUAAGGAGGAUAGAGAAUAAGGUGUAAGGAGAUAAAACGAAUGGCUUGUCAACGAAAGCAGCGAAGGGAAAAAACGAAAAUUAGGAAUUCAGAUUUCUUGAUCAAAUCAUGGUGUAAAUAUUUACAAAUUAUUGUUGUUUGUUUUGAAUAUUAUUAUUAAGUUUAGGUGAUUCAUUAAUUUGUUGGUCAAGACAAUAACAAAGACUUUAUUAACGCCCCCUAAAAGUUAUAUAUUCAUAUAUAUGUAGGAAGGCCUCACCUCACACACCCACAACUAUGUAAAAAAUAUGGUUUCAUUAAUGGCCCAAUUUUCUUUAAAUAUAAGCACACAAUCAAAUAUCUUACUUGAAAUCCAAUGAAAAAAUUUUAAAUUUU
Messenger RNA from Musca domestica (house fly), 4815 nucleotides. RefSeq lists its product as uncharacterized. The coding region runs from base 218 to 4429 and encodes 1403 amino acids. Gene Ontology annotation, molecular function: GTP binding; calcium channel regulator activity; GTPase activity. The record is from RefSeq and is a predicted model, not a curated record. The transcript is spliced from 11 exons. Gene Ontology annotation, cellular component: plasma membrane. NCBI's taxonomy places the organism in Eukaryota, Metazoa, Arthropoda, Insecta, Diptera, Muscidae.